This is a messenger RNA of Aspergillus puulaauensis, 1866 nucleotides long. Its product is annotated as GMC family oxidoreductase. Gene Ontology annotation, molecular function: flavin adenine dinucleotide binding; oxidoreductase activity, acting on CH-OH group of donors. The transcript has 7 exons. Lineage: Eukaryota; Fungi; Ascomycota; Eurotiomycetes; Eurotiales; Aspergillaceae. The record is from RefSeq and is a predicted model, not a curated record. The coding region runs from base 1 to 1866 and encodes 621 amino acids. Gene Ontology annotation, biological process: secondary metabolite biosynthetic process.
AUGGCCAGGCAAUCUACUUUGCUGCUUUUCGGCGGCCUUUUACUCUGUGAAGCUCUCACGGUUCCGCGACAUGCCACCCCGGUAUCCGAGCGAUAUAUUGCGUCGCGCGAAUACGAUUUCAUCAUUGCUGGAGGCGGCGUCGCCGGACUGACUGUAGCCGAUCGUCUUACCGAAGUUCCAGAUGUGAGCGUUCUCGUCAUCGAAUCCGGCGCUGUCGACCGUGGCGAAGACUUCGUUUAUAUUCCAGGGUCCUAUGACCUUGUGCCGUACAGCUGGCCUGGCUUGACGAACGAGCCAUCCAAGGAAUUAAACAAUCGUGUCUUCGACUCGGUUGUUGCGAGGGUUGCUGGGGGCGGCAGCAUUGUAAAUGCUAUGAUUUUCUUGAGAGGCACUUCAUUGGACUUUGACGGCUGGGAGUCGCUUGGGAAUGAUGAUUGGGGUUGGGAGGGUAUGCUACCAUACUUCAUCAAGAGUGAGAACUUCACCGAGCCAACCCCAGAGCUUGCCCGUGAAGGAAAUCUUACAUGGGAUGAUUCCGUCCGUGGGCAUGACGGACCCGUUCAGUACACAUACCCAAAUUACAUAUACCCUGGACUUGGCGUGAUUCACGAUGCUGCCCUGCAUAUCGGUUUGCAACCAAGGCUCGACCCAAACGCAGGAGAGAACACUGGUGUUUUCAACCAGCCAUUCGCCAUCGAUGCAACUACUUGGACCAGAAGCUCUGCAAAGCGAAACCACUACGAUCCAGCUGUUAACCGUCCCAACUACCAUUUCCUUUCGAACACAACUGUAGCACGGGUACUCUUUGACGGAACUCAAGCCAUUGGUGUUGAGUAUCUCCCUAGUGCAGGUGGCCAAACAUCCCGCGCGUACGCUUCUAGAGAGGUACUUGUUGCCGCCGGUGCUCUUCAUACACCUCAAAUCCUUCAGCUCUCCGGGGUUGGUCCCCGCCGUCUACUUGAGUCACUUGAUAUUCCAGUUGUGUCGGACUUGCCCGGGGUUGGAUCUAACCUGCAGGACCAGACGACUUUCCCCUUUGUGUACACAUGGGCGAACAGCCUCACUCCCAAUGCCACCACUUUCCUGACAAAUACUACCUUUGCUGAAGAACAACGCGCGCUUUACGAUGAGGGUCUCCCAAGUGCGUGGACUGUCACCGGAGCACUUGCGCCCAAGUUCGCCUUUAUGUCCUACGAGGACGCAACCAUAGGCACAGCAUACGAACGAAUUCUCGCCGAUGCCGAAGCUCGCGAUCCGGCGGAAUCACUGCCUUCUGAUGUCGAUCCCACAGUUCUCGCCGGUUAUGCCGCCCAGAGACAGCUGAUGUUUGAUGAGUUCCGCGACCCAGGCCUAUCCGUCGGUGGUGUAUCAUGGAAUACCGACGCAAACGUCCAGGUCUUUAACGUAAAGCCUUUCAGCCGGGGCCACGUCUACAUCAACCGAACGGACCCGCUUGCAAACCCAGUCAUCGACUUCCGCACAGCCAGCGACCCGACCGACUUUCAAUUGCACAUUGCCCUGUUCCACAAGCAGCGCGAGCUGUUCAGCGCACCUUCUCUUGCAGCCCUAGGUCCCACUGAACUGGUUCCAGGCCCCGACGUGCAGACAGAUGAGCAAGUUCUCGAGACAAUGAGAGAGAUUCUGCAACCUUCUAACGGACACCAAUGUUGUUCGGCGCCCAUGAUGCCCCGGGAGCUCGGUGGAGUACUUUCCUCGGAGAUGAAAGCAUAUGGCACCACUAGGUUGCGGGUUAUUGACAUUAGCCAUUGGCCAAAGGAGCUUGCUGGCCCGCCGAUGGCGUCCAUCUAUGCUGCUGGGGAGAAGGUUGCGGAUAUUAUCAAGGCCGAAUAUGGCUGGCUUGAGUGA